AUGAAGGUGGAAGAAGUAAACAGGUGCCAGAUCCAAGAAUGGUACCCCAAAUUCAAAUCCUCAUCCAUCAAAACCCUAAUCCACGAGCUCCCGGAGCCCUUCGUCCGCUACCUCCUCGACGACGCCGGGCCCUUCCUCCUCCCGCUCUCCAUCUCCAAUGACGACGCCCUCCCCAAUCGCGUCCACAAGCCCGACGAAGAAGCGGACUUCAUCGCCCCCGAUGCCGGAGAUCCCGACGACGAGGCCGAGGACCCCGGCCCGCCUCCCUCCUUCCCUGACCUCGAGGCCGCGAUCAAAUCCUCCAUCGAAACCCUAGGCGGCGCUGCCUUCCCCAAGCUUAACUGGAGCUCACCAAAGGACUCGGCCUGGAUCAGCCCCACCGGCGACCUCAAGUGCAAAAACUUCUCCGACAUUGCCCUUCUCCUGAAAUCCUCGGACUCGGUCGUGCACGACCUCUGCCACGCGUACGACUCGUGCUCUGAUUCCGAUCCCAAUUCACGGCGGCCUGCCAAGAUUUUCCUCGCCCUCCGCAAGUGGUACACUUCCUUCCGUCCGGAGAUGGAGUUCCGGUGCUUCGUGCGGUUUAAGGUUUUAGUCGGUAUUUGCCAGCGGGAGGUGACGAAUUUCUACCCAGCCCUCCUCGAGAAAAAGGGCGAUUUGGGGAGUGCGAUAUUGGAAUUCUUUGAAGGGAAUGUGAGGGAGGGUUUUGGGUCCGAUAGCUACACGUUUGAUGUGUAUGUGACGAGGGACGGUAGGGUUAAGCUCGUGGAUUUCAACCCGUGGGGUGGGCCCACGUUGCCCCUUUUGUUCGACUGGGACGAGUUGGAUGUGUUGUCGGGGGAUUCGGGUUUGGAGUUUCGGGUGGUGGAGAACCGAUGUGGGAUUCGUCCGUGUUUGAAAACGGCGGUGCCUUACGAUUAUUUGGAUACGAGCAGUGGGAGCGGAUGGGACCAGUUUUUCAGGAAUGCACAUGAGGAGCUGAGGAAGCAAAUGUCGGCUAGCGAAGCCGGAGCUUGA
This is a messenger RNA of Striga hermonthica, 1017 nucleotides long. NCBI's taxonomy places the organism in Eukaryota, Viridiplantae, Streptophyta, Magnoliopsida, Lamiales, Orobanchaceae. The record is from the annotation of a GenBank genome assembly.